Messenger RNA from Pelobates fuscus (common spadefoot toad), 2027 nucleotides. It is a transcript of the gene CCDC97, whose product is annotated as coiled-coil domain containing 97. NCBI's taxonomy places the organism in Eukaryota, Metazoa, Chordata, Amphibia, Anura, Pelobatidae. The transcript is spliced from 5 exons. The coding region runs from base 11 to 1093 and encodes 360 amino acids. The record is from RefSeq and is a predicted model, not a curated record.
AAAGACCAAGAUGGCGUCACCCGGGGCUAGUUCCCAGGAAGAGAGAGGGGACUGUGUGAUGGGGAGAGAAAAUCCUAACCCUGAGCUGGGCAUGAACCCAGUUGACAGUCCUGCAGAGCAUGAAGCUGAACAGAACAAUCAUGGAGAGGACGACGAGGUGCUUGAGAGAGCCCUGAAAGAAGCCCAAAGGUUGGGAAGUCAUAAGGAUCCUGGGAUUAAAGUCCCUUCAGACGUCAGUGGUCCGCUGCUUGAGAUGUUCCUGCUGAUCAGUGGGAGUCACAUUCCUAUCAGGAGCCAGCAGAAGGGGGAUCCUGACUUUAGCCAGGAGCAGAAGAUGGCCAUGCUACUUGAACUGUAUGACUCAAAACCUCUCGUGUUCCUUGAACGUUUCUGCAAGGUUCUGACUGAGGAACACUUACAGUGCUUCAGCCAUCUUAAAGGAGACUACACCGCUGAAUUCUACUGUAAGGAGGUCCGCAAGGCUUCUCUUAAGAGGCUGGAUCACACCCGAAUCCGAAACAAGAGGUACGCCGCUCUUCAGAAGCUUAUAACAGUGGGGGAAUAUUUCAGCGAUGAGCAGAUGCGGGAGCGAGACCCUCUCAUGUACGAGCACUAUAUCGGCCAGUAUCAGAGCGAGGAGGAGAUCAUGUCCCAGAACAGGAAGGACAUGUCACAGGCCACCUGCCUGUCCGAUGUUCUUCUCGACUCCUGCCAGGAGGAGGCACUGCAGAGGAGGCUUGAAGCCCAGAGGCAGCUGGAAGACGAUUGUAUGGAGGAGGAGGAAGAUGAAGAGGAGGAGGAGGAUGAGAAGGAAGGGCCAGAGCUUCAGUCAGAUGGAGAGCAAGCCAUGGACAGUGAGGAGAGAGCUCUCAUGAGAGAAGAAUUCAUCAGUCGCAUGCACCAGAGAUUCCUGGAUGGAAUGGAUCGAGACUUUGACUAUAGUGAAGUUGAUGAGAACCCAGAUUUUGAUAACCUGGAUAUUGUCACACAUGAUGAGGAAGAGCGAUACUUUGAUGAUGAUGAUAAUGAUGAUGAUGAUGAUGAAAUGGAAGCCACAGAAAGCGAGGUGGAAGAAAAGGGGGUAAAAGAGUGACAAAUUAGUCCUCCUCACCUGUUCCUUUCACAUUGUGCUCUGAACAUGGCGUAGUGUGCCCGCCACGCCAUUAUUCUUCCCGGAGUCAUCCAGCGGCUGUUCUACCAAGUGUUUGCAAACUGAGACCACUCGGUGAGCGUUUAUCCUUACCUGCCCUGUCUGAGUGCUUUACAGACCAUGUCCACUAGAGGUCAGCAGGGUCCCAAAAAUCAAAAGUUCAUUCACUGGAAAUGCAUCUGACGCAAAAAUAAAGACUAUCUAAUGGCUGCAGAUAUAGGGUGUAACAUGGACACCACAAAAUCCUUCUCAAAAUGUGACACAUAAGCUAGCGUCAUGGAGCAGGAGGUAUUUGUCCCCUAAUAAUUCUAUAAUUCUAUAGAAAGACAAUGUGUGCGCCAGCGUUCUACAUUAGAACUGUGACAGGUUGAUCAGAGCGUUUUCCUAAAUCUAGUGUCACUGGCGGCCUUCAAGCCAUGCGGCUUGUGACGUGAAUACGUUGAGCAUCCCUCUCCACCAUGUUUCACAGCAUAGUCUGUUUACACUCGGGUUUCUUAUUUUUAAUAAACAGCCAGCUGUAGUGAAUUUAACAUGCAGGAUAAAGUCGCCAAGCUGUAUCUAUAGCGAGUUGGAGGAUUUUUCUGCUCAUUUUCCCAGUGUCUCUUGCUUACUGUUUACUGACCCCAGAGUAUAUUGAAUCUUGCCGAUAAGCUCCGAUAUUUGUCAUUAUCUAGUUUGAGCUCAUUUUCCAUCCAUUACAUUUCUUGAGGAACAUGUGGAGUCACUUGUAACGUAAUGAUUGAAUGGCGCCUGACAUUGAAUAGGCAUCUUUCACACAAAAUAACCACACUUUCCCAUGAGCCUCUGCAACAAAAUGGCUCCUGUGUGCUGGUUUUGCAGACACUUUCCGCAGGAUUGUAAGAAUAGAAGUUUGUUU